AUGAUGUUAGCUGAUUCUAAGUUGGGAGUUAAGGAACUUUUUACGAAACUGUUAGAAGAGCCGUUAGGUAUGUGCGCCCCUUGCCAGCGGCGCAAAUUAGUCAUCAUUGACGCUUUGGAUGAAACAGAGUACGAGUCCAGGGAAGAUUUUCUUUAUGUUAUUAAGAAAGCUCUUCCUCGACUUCCCCAGUGGUUGUUGUUCUUUAUCACCAGUCGUCCUGAAGAUUCGGUACAGAGCAGAUUAGAGAAGUACAAACCAUGCAUUCGGAUUUGCGCAGGUGAUAGCGAUGAACAAGGUUUUUAUCAGCAGCACGAACAGGACAUUCAACUUUUUUUACGAAAGGAAAUAGAUUUUUCCUACCUUUCUUACUCUUUUGAGCAAGUCACAAAGAAGUGUAAUGGAUUGUUUUUGUAUGCUUACUACAUUGCAGAAGUUCUAAAAGAAUCGAAUUCUCACCGGGUAAGUCAGCAGACUGACCUCUUUCCCGGAGAUAUCGACGAAUUCUUUCAGGAGAAUUUCCAGCGUGUGUUUGACAAGAUAGGAGAAGACCUCUACAGGAAGUUAUUUGGCUGUAUCAUAGCUGCUCCAUCGCCCCUUCCUAUAUCGUUUAUUUCGUAUAUUCUUAACAGAGAAAAGUCAAAUUUUGAUGAGCAGAAGGCUAUCGAUGCCGUGUCUCUAUUUGUUGUGCGAACUUCUGAUGCGACAGUGAAAUUUCUUCAUAAUCUGAUUCCAAUGUGGCUAACAGACAAGAAGAAAGCUCCACGAAGGUUGUUAAUUGAUGAAAAGGUCGCAGUUGAAUAUCUGAGAAUGAUGUUUAUCGAAAUUAUUUCAACUGUUGUCGAAGAAACACGAGCAACAGAUUUGGAAAGAUUUGUUAUGCACUUUGCUGUUCGCUUUCAGUGUCAUCAUGUUGACCAAAAUUCUCUGACAAAUGUUUUUAACUGGUUAACAAAUUAUCGGUUCCUAGAGAAAAGGAUUCAUAGUGGGAGAAGCGAGAUCUACCAUGUUAUUGAAGAUUUAAAGCUUGCAUCCCGCUGUCUUCCCGCCGAGGAAAUACAGCAACGAAAUGUUCUUCAAGAAAUCUCC
This is a messenger RNA of Porites evermanni, 1086 nucleotides long. The record is from the annotation of a GenBank genome assembly. NCBI's taxonomy places the organism in Eukaryota, Metazoa, Cnidaria, Anthozoa, Scleractinia, Poritidae.